Molecule: messenger RNA, 978 nt
Organism: Fusarium vanettenii 77-13-4
Lineage: Eukaryota; Fungi; Ascomycota; Sordariomycetes; Hypocreales; Nectriaceae
Exons: 4
Coding region: 1-978 (325 amino acids)
Source: RefSeq, a predicted model, not a curated record
AUGUCGUCGGCUGCUGUGGAAGAAUGGCACGCGGUCGAGCCUCAAGGGCUCGCUGCGGCGAUUCUCGGCGUGACCAUCACCUUUACGAUUCUGUGCCUGCUCGUUGUUGGACUUCGAGUCUAUCUCCGCCUGUCGACGCGGAACUUUGGUCGUGAAGAUUGGCUGAUGUGUGUUGGGACGACAAUCAACAUGGUACACAAUGGUAUCGUGAUAUGGGGAUGCUAUACUGGCAUAGGGACUCGUGACUCUAAGCUCAACACCCCCAUCAUGAUGGAGGGCGCAAAGGCAAUUGUCUUCUGGCAAAUUUUCUACGUCACUGGCUCCGUUUUCAUCAAGUCUUCCAUCUGCGCCCAACUCAUCCGCAUCUCGACGCAGCGCCGCUACAAGAUCAUUCUGUACCUCCUUAUUGCAGUGUCCAUCAUAACAACCUUGAUAGCCAUCCUCGCAGUGCUCAUCCGAUGCAAACCAGUUGCGGCUUCGUGGAACCCUACGCUGGGAACGUGUAUCGACCAGAGCAUCAUCAUCGCUCUGACAGCCUCGAUUGCUACCAUCAUUCGAAUGCCAUACUCUUCCGCUUACUCGAAUCCAAAGAACCUUCUAUGUACGCUCUCCUUUCCAUAUCGAUCCGCGCCCCUGUCACUAACGCCAGUCUCAGACAACGUGGGCAACAUCAUUCUCUGGACUGUUGUGGAAUGCGGCCUAGGUAUCAUCGCCGGCUCUAUGCCCAUGCUCCGAAAGCUGGUCAAGGGCCUCUCGAAAGACGAAAGCACCGGAAAAAGCGGCACCAACGACCUCAACCUUGUCACGAUCGGUCGAAUCAAGGGGAAGCACCACCCGAUCCACGAUACCGAUAUCCAGAUUACCGUCGUCGCAGGCGGUGACCCCGAGACUGCGAGGGACGACGACAGCACGAAGAGAAUGAUCAGGGUGACGAAGAUGGUGAACCAAACGACAUCACAGGGAUAUCGGGAGAUGUGA